This is a messenger RNA of Pristis pectinata (smalltooth sawfish), 612 nucleotides long. Its product is annotated as ras-like protein family member 10B. The transcript is spliced from 3 exons. The record is from RefSeq and is a predicted model, not a curated record. Gene Ontology annotation, molecular function: GTPase activity; GTP binding. NCBI's taxonomy places the organism in Eukaryota, Metazoa, Chordata, Chondrichthyes, Rhinopristiformes, Pristidae. The coding region runs from base 1 to 612 and encodes 203 amino acids.
AUGGUGACAACUUUCAAAAUAGCAAUCCUUGGAGCACAAGGGGUUGGGAAAUCAGCAAUUGUGCACCAGUUUCUCUACAACGAUUACAGUGACCGCUACAUGCCUACAAAAGCACGUCACAUCUACCUGCCUGCUGUGGUCAUGAACGAACAUGUGCACGACCUACAGAUAAUGGACUUUCCACCCAUUCCAUCCUUCCCAGUCAACACUCUGCAGGAAUGGACAGACACCUGUUGCCGGGGAUUGCGGAGUGCUCAUGCCUACAUCCUGGUGUACGACAUCUGCUGCUUUGACAGUUUUGAAUAUAUCAAAACAAUUCGGCAACAAAUAUUAGACACAAGGGUGAUCGGAACCAGUGAGGUCCCCAUCAUCAUUGUCGGGAACAAACGGGACCUGCAGAGAGGCCGCGUCAUUCCCAGGCGGAACGUUUCCAACCUGGUGAAAAAGACCUGGAAGUGCGGCUACAUCGAGUGUUCGGCCAAGUACAACUGGCACAUCCUCAUGCUGUUCAAUGAACUACUAAAGAGCAUCGGCUGCGCCCGCUGCAGGCACAUGCACACUGCCAUCCGCUUUCAGGGAGCGCUGCGGCGGAACCGCUGCAGUGUGAUGUGA